AUGGCUGUUGUUGACCUGGCAGAGGCAACGUUCAACGCGCGCCUGGUCGACCUCGCCACGUUCGAUGGAGCAGGUCAUCUCAAUGUGCGCAACAAAGGCUCCAGAGUUGUGUGGCAGCUGCGCUUUCCCGUCGGUGACUGUACAUGUAUGGAGCUGGUCAACCAGACAACGUUUGAGGCGGUGAAAAUGUCCAAGAAAACCGAGACCAAGCAUUCGCUCGAGUUUGACGGUCGACAGCUGGAUGGCCGCUACUUGUUUGUCACCAUUCAAGAGCUACCCGAAAAUCGCGCAUAUUUCGCGGCCGUUCGUGUGCUCGACACGAGCAUCUGGCCGUUGACGGUUCGCCAGUACGCUGUCGCGCGAAAGUGUCACGGUACCACCUUGCAGGGCCGACACUGCUUGCGGACGGGCUCUUUCUUUGACUACUGCCACAAUCACAUUGGACAAGCGCGACGACCGACUCCAGAAGCGCCACUGCGCGAGACGCGUCAGUACAAGUCUCUCGUGAACUUUGCCCGGACCGAGGCGCUUGACAUUUCCCAGUUGCUGGAGCGACUGGAGCGACUCGGCGUGAGCAGUGGAGAAAGCGCAGCUGCUGAGAACCUUGCCAACGGCAGUCUCAACUGCAGUUCAGCGAAAGCGCAGUCAGCUUGA
Molecule: messenger RNA, 654 nt
Organism: Capsaspora owczarzaki ATCC 30864
Lineage: Eukaryota; Filasterea; Ministeriida; Capsasporidae
Exons: 1
Coding region: 1-654 (217 amino acids)
Source: RefSeq, a predicted model, not a curated record